UGGUCAGCAGUGCUGUCAUUAGGCCACGUCUUCUACACCCCCGGUGACAAAACUCCUACCAGUCACGUGACGGAUCAGGCGGUUAACCGUCUGCAUGGAGCCGUCGCCUACUUGUUGUUGAAUGCAAAAUGAAACCAAUAGUCCUAUACAAUAAGUAAUUGGUUUACUAUUAUUCCUACUGGUCCGCUGAAUACGGAGGGAUCCCGGCAACAGGAGCUCAGUCUGUACCAAGGGCGCAGUUCGAGAAAGACAGGCUGAGGUCUGGUCCGAGUUGAAACGUUGUAGCGGUGCGGACGGAGUAGGCUAAGGACCCGCCCCCUGGAAACACCGCUCCUGAUUGGCUCUGCCGGAGAGGACCCGCCCCCUGGAAACACCGCUCCUGGUUGGCUCCCGCCCUCUGGAAACACCGCUCCUGGUUGGCUGAACGACGCGUCAGCUGCGCCAGCCCGCGCCUCUUUCCGCUGGCGGCGGAGGGCAGACGCGUCGUCGCACGGAGGCGGCAGCACGGCGCGGAGGGAACUCGUUCACUUUGAAACUUUUCUUACGGGGGAUCAUAUCGUUCUUGUGUCCGCAUUAACGCUCACCGCCGUCCUGGAUAUGGACUAAUAACCGGGUGAACGACGCAGAGAGCCGACCCCGGGUGCGACGGAAGCGGACUGAAGCUUUAAACCGGUUUAGUAGGUGGUUGGGCGCCGGAGAGACGGGACGAUGCCCGCCGCCACCCUGCUGCCGUUCACCGCCGCGCCGAGCAGGAAGUCCGCCGGGCCGACCUCCUCCUUCAGGCUGACGGAGAGGUUCAUCCUACUGCUGGUGUUCAGCGCCUUCAUCACGCUGUGCUUCGGGGCCAUCUUCUUCCUGCCCGACUCCUCCAAGCUGCUCAGCGGGGUGUUCUUCCACUCGUCCGCGGUGGAGACCAACACUCGGACCGGGACCGUCAGCGGCUCCGGCUCCGCCAACGACGAGAAGAUCCUGGCCAAGAUCCGCAAAGAUCACGAAGAUGCCCUGACAGAAGCCAAGGACACGCUGCAGAAACGACCCGAAGAGAUCAAGCAGGAGAUCCUGAAGGAGAAGGAGAAGGUCCUGAGGGACAGCCUGGGGCCGGAUGGGGGGGACGUGGACAGACUGCCCCCCGUGGAGUACCAGCGGCCCCCCGGGGCCACGGGGCAGGAGCCCCCGGACCCCCGGACCAGGGAGAGACGGGCUAAAGUCAAGGAGAUGAUGCAGCACUCGUGGGGCGGCUACAAGCGCUACGCCUGGGGCGCCAACGAGCUGCGGCCCAUCUCCAAGCAAGGCCACUCCAGCAAUCUAUUUGGCGGUCUGAAGGGAGCCAACAUAGUGGAUGCCUUGGAUACCCUGUACAUCAUGGAGAUGUAUGAGGACUUUGAUGAGGCUACUGCCUGGGUAGAGAAGAACCUGGACUUCAGCCUGAACACGGAGGUCUCUGUGUUUGAGGUGAACAUCCGGUUUGUGGGCGGCCUCCUGUCUGCCUACUAUCUGUCUGGGAAGGACGUCUUUCGGAGGAAGGCGGUGGAGCUUGGUGAAAGGCUCUUACCAGCGUUCAAAACAUCGACCGGGAUCCCCUGGGCCCUGCUCAACCUGAAGAGCGGGAUCGGGAGGAACUGGCCCUGGGCGUCGGGCGGCAGCAGCAUCCUGGCCGAGUACGGGACGCUGCAUCUGGAGUUCAUGCACCUGAGCAAGCUCUCUGGGAACCCCGAGUUCGCUCAGAAGGUGAUGAACAUCCGGAAAGUGCUGGAACGAUUGGACAAACCUCACGGCUUGUAUCCCAACUACCUGAACCCCAACAGCGGGCAGUGGGGGCAACAUCACGUUUCUGUUGGCGGUCUGGGUGACAGUUUCUAUGAGUAUCUGCUGAAAGCCUGGAUUAUGUCUGACAAGACUGACGAGGAAGCCAAGAAGAUGUACUACGAUGCCCUGCAGGCCAUCGAGACCAACCUGAUCAGGAAGUCCAGCGGGGGGCUGACAUACAUCGCUGAGUGGAAGGGGGGUCUUCUGGAGCACAAGAUGGGCCACCUGACGUGCUUCGCGGGGGGCAUGAUCGCCCUGGGUGCGGACGGCGCCCCCGGCGACCAGACCGGCCACCAGAUGGAGCUGGCGGCCGAGAUCGCUCGCACCUGCCACGAGUCGUACGCCCGUACAACUCUGAAGCUGGGACCAGAGGCCUUCCGCUUUGACGGGGGCGUGGAGGCCAUCGCCACGCGACAGAACGAGAAGUACUUCAUCCUGAGGCCGGAGGUCAUCGAGACCUUCAUGUACAUGUGGAGGUUCACCCACGACCCCAAGUACCGCGACUGGGGCUGGGAGGCCGUCCAGGCCCUUGAGCAGCACUGCAGGGUGGAGGCGGGCUACAGCGGCAUCAGAGACGUCUACGCCACCUCCCCCAACCAUGACGACGUCCAGCAGAGCUUCUACCAGGCUGAGACCCUCAAGUACCUGUACCUGUUGUUCUCUGAGGACGACCACCUCCCCUCCGACCACUGGGUCUUUAACACCGAGGCCCACCCGCUGCCCGUCAUCAGGAGGGACAGCACAGACCAGCCCCACAAAGACAAGACGGCAGCCUAGUCUAGGUGCUUGGUUCAAGUUCAAACUCUGAGCCUGCUCAACAUAUCCAGGAUCAACAGUUGUCUGGGGAAAACCCUGAGAAUUUAGGUUUACGGUACCAAUAUUUUCCAAUUAAUAUAAUGUUUGACAUGUUUUCUGCCCUAUGAAUGGCAACUGACAAUAGGCUUGGUUUUGUGCAGCUUUGAAUCCCAGUCCAGCCUGUUGCCUCUUUCUCCCAUAGUCCCUCAUUCACCACAUAUAUUCCCACAGCUCAACAGUGCCCCCACCACCACAUCUGUGGCACACUCCCUAAUAGUUCCCCAUCUUGUGGCCCCUGGCCCAGUGCAGGAUAUAUUCGCUCCUCCGUGAGGAGCACCUCACACACACAGUAUGACUUAUUGUUUAUACCCACCCAUUGGUUUUUGAGUCCCUUCUCUUAUACUCUGGAUGUUCAGUAUUUAAUGUACUUUGUUUAAAACGUUGACGCCUGUGUUGGAGAGCAAGGUUUUCCUGAUCCAACAUUCUGUCUUAUUUAGUCAUCAAAUUAGUGCCUUCGCUGCCUGGGAACACACAACAACAUGGAGACGAGCUAAAGAGGUUAAAUAGAACUGAUCUGGAUUUGUUUUCCUUCAUGUUGGUUUUCUUUAAGGUGGUCUGGUAGCUGAUGAAUGGAAGGUCGUAGGUUUAAGAAACUGCUUAUGAUUUCAAAGGUCCAGUUCAAUAUCACAUCUUUUGAUUCCAUUACCUCCUCAACCCACAUGUGGACCUGCCUCUGUAAAAGCAGACCUUAAUGUAAACGGGACAUGAGUGGCACCACCUUAAGCCUCCUGUAGAACACUGCCAUCUAGUGGUGAAGGAAUCUUACUGAAAAGCUUUCCCUCUUAUUUCAAAACUAUCCAACUGAAUAAAGAACAAAGGAAGUUCAUUUCAAAAGAUUGAACCUGACCAUUCCAUAGCAUUCUUUGUUGCACUGUCCUCAUAUCACAUUAGGUCAAGUUCAAUUUUUUUUGAUCACUGAUGAAUUACAAAAAGUCUAAAACAUGUCCAUAUGUUCAUGGGCUAAGACAUCUCAUUAAUGUGGUAAUUCAGUGAUGACAUUAGUGGUUGAAUUAUCCAAAAUCACACACCAGAAAUGGCCUUGUAUCAUCCAUGUGGUUUCUAACAAAUAAUGACAGAAAAUGACAGCAAACACAAGUCAGCACAUAUUUAUUAGAUCAUAUAAUAUGACUUCACCAAAAAUCUGAUAGAAAUUAUUCUGAUUUUAAAUCAAUGAAGUAUAUAAAGAAGGAUAUGGGACAAGUCAGCUUAAUGAGAGAGUUACUUCAUAUCCACAGGUUGAACCCUCUCCAUAGAGGAUUAGAUUUUACAGUACCACAACCUUCCUUUCUUCUCCCCCUCCUCUGCCAGUGGUUUCCAGAUCCCUUCACAUAAUCUAGUAGCAACCGCAUUCGGAAGCCGUUCUCAUAUCACUGUGGCACCAUCUGCAAUAUCUUUGGUUUUGUUUCUUUUCUUAGUUGAGGUUUAUGGUUUAAGUUGUAUUCAUAUGCCGAUGUUUAAAAGAAUAAAUGUAGCUUGUUAAUUUAUUCUAUAAUUGUUCAAGUAGGAUCUGGACACUGGAACAAAGUCCUCCGGGUGUGUUUAUGGGAUUAAUGUGAUGUUCUUCAACAUUAAGAUGACAUCAGGCACCACCAGGCCUAUCUGUUGGAAAGCACUGGUUUGGACUUCAGACUGCUUGCAUUUGAGGGACCAGUAGGACUAAGCAGUAGGAGCAACCAGUAGGACUAACCAGUAGGACACGCUGAUUGGCUGAUGGUUGUUAUAAUGGUGUGAUAAAGUACACAUGGAAUGCAAUCCAUAGAUUUAUGGCGGGAUUGGGGAGACAAAGGAUUAAAUGGAUGUGUCAUCCAAUUUGAAUUGACGGCUAUAUCCCAGGCCACUGCCCUUGGUAUUUUGUAAGUUUGUGUCUUUUGUUAUCUUGUGUUAUUUGCUUUAGUGGGAUAUUUUCUGUCUUGGAAAGCACAAAAUGGAAGCAGUGUACCGGCUCAAUACUAAUGGAGGACAUUUGCAAUGUGCAAUACAUUCAGAGAUGUGAUCCUCUCUAUUCUUUGGACAGGUAGAUUAAGCUUCAAUCUACCUGUCCAAACUACCUGCGUCAAGCUUUUAUAAUGACACCUCAUGUACGUUUUGUUUGUCCUAAAUUUGUGUUACAGUUGGGCAACAAUGUUAAACUCAGUCUGGUGAAAGAAGUAUCAGUUACUUUUAAUAAUACUUUCAGUAACUCAUUUGGGUAUUGUGUGGAUAUUUAUUGAUGCAUAGGACCAGCUUUAGGGAUGUAACUGGUAGAGACGGGGGAGUCUUCCCUGCUUCACCUGACAAUGUGUGGUCCUCCUCUGCCUGUAGCGUAGUGCUCCUCCAGCCUGAGUCUACAGAGCUGGACCCCCAGGGUUGUGCUGAAGCUGUGGCCCAGAGACUUUGUGAACACACCGUAACAAACACAUCAUGGCUUCUUGGCCACCAGAUUAGCUUUAAUUUUCUUUUCUGGAAAUAAAAAGGUGCAACAUUUUGAAGUAGGAAUUAUGGCUGACCUGAGGACAAAUGAAUAUGACUUAUCAAUUUGUUUGUCAUUCCGCAACUUUUUUUUUGUUAGCACAAUUUGUGGUGGAUAAUGUUGCCUAUGAAAGAUGGGUUGGAGUCAUUACUAGACACUGUGAUUUGCUGUAUGUAAAUGGUUAGCAUAGGUUGAUUAGCUUUGCUGGCUAAAAUCACUUCUUACAAUUGUGUUAUGUUAUUGAAAAAUGCAAAUUCAGAUGAUGGCCUUUCGUAUUUUGACCAUGUUGAAGGGAAUAAAUGGGACAAGAGUUGCAUUUGAAGGCCUCUGAUUGUUAUAUAUUGGCAUUAAGAUGCUUGAACGUGUAACCAUUACAAACUUGACGCUUAUCUUCUUUCGAACAUCUUUGUCAUAUUUGAUUUUGUUUAUUCUUCAAAGUAGGUUGAUUGUGGUGAUACUUUCAAUAUUGAUUAUUGAUGUGUCGCAUUCCAAUGCCUUUCUAGUUGUGAAUCGAACCUUUAUAAAAAGCUUUAAGUGUGGCGACCAAACCUCAGAAAUGUAAUUGCAGGACAUAUCGCCGAUGAUCAUUCCGCUGCACAUAUUUUACUUAGCAUUGUAUGCAGUAUUUUCAUUUUGUUUGGAAUUGUUUUGAUUUUGUUCUUUAUUUUUGUGUUUAUUAUUAUUGGAAAAAUGUAAAUAUUCCAUGAAGACAAAAAACAUUCUACAUUUAUAUAAAAAUUGAAUGAGCUUCGAAAUUAAAAGUGAUAUUAAGAGCAGCAAACUUUUUAAAUUAACUAUAUUUGUUACAAUUCAAUUGUGAAUAAAACAAUCUUUUAAUAAUU
This is a messenger RNA of Gadus morhua (Atlantic cod), 5952 nucleotides long. RefSeq names its product mannosidase, alpha, class 1A, member 1 (gene man1a1). Gene Ontology annotation, biological process: mannose trimming involved in glycoprotein ERAD pathway; carbohydrate metabolic process. Gene Ontology annotation, cellular component: endoplasmic reticulum; Golgi membrane; extracellular exosome. The record is from RefSeq and is a predicted model, not a curated record. Gene Ontology annotation, molecular function: mannosyl-oligosaccharide 1,2-alpha-mannosidase activity; calcium ion binding. The transcript is spliced from 12 exons. Bases 709 to 2583 code for a protein of 624 amino acids. NCBI's taxonomy places the organism in Eukaryota, Metazoa, Chordata, Actinopteri, Gadiformes, Gadidae.